Amoebophrya sp. A25 is the source of this 1936-nucleotide messenger RNA. The record is from the annotation of a GenBank genome assembly. Lineage: Eukaryota; Dinophyceae; Syndiniales; Amoebophryaceae.
GGAAGGUUAAGGUUUUUGAAUGGCCUAUAACGAAAACAAGCCAUAGGACAGUAGAACCAACCGCGACAUUAAGUCCUUUUGUCCCUAUGAGCAAGUGCCACCUCAAUGUAAAAAUGGUCUUUCGCUAGUCCGUACCGACAAACCAGCGGCAACGGGGUACCACCGAAAAUAACAUGGUGGACCUCAAUCAUGAGCGUCCGGCCAAUGACGUCGACAGCGAGGACGUGUCAGAUAUCAAGAUGGCUCCUGGACAAGCUGCAAAAGGAGGGGGUCCAAGUAAAGAGCAUGAGCCUCUGGAAUUCUCACGUAGAAAUACAAGCGUGAAAAGAUUAUGGAACGAAUGGAGUGAAAAUGUUAGACGAGUCUAAUAGAAGACGAGGUCUAGUGACCUUUUGAGUUUAAUAGAUGUCUUAGUCCUUCUCUAACUUUCGAAAGCGGCAAAAUGCAGAAAGAAGCUAGCGAGACCCAUCAUGGAGGGAACCAUGAAACUUCCAACUCUGGUGCUGUGAAUCGCCCAGCAUCUGAACUAGACAGAUCCAGGAUUUCCGUCACGCUAUCGCAAAGCACCCUGUCGCGAUCCUUGCCUCCUGGUAUGACAGAAGUGCAACCACUAUGAAAGCAGAAAGUGUACUUAUAGAUACUCAAGAAAUUCUUGGCUAAGAAAGUCGGAUUAAUUUCAGUGGGAAACCACAACCAGGAGCCACUUUUCUGAGUACUUACCACGAGUAUACUUUUUCCUGUCAUAACCACCGCCACUGCCACCUGGGUUCCAGACUGGAGGAAGCAGUAGCUCUACCAAAAAGGAGAAACACAAGAAGGAACGCAAAGCAGCUCCUCGCAGAGGAUGGUCACAUGGUUAUGACCUGGAUUUUUUAGAGAAUUUCUUUUUUGUUUUACCGCUUUUGAUGCCUUUUUUCCAUUGAUUGAGACGACAAUAUUGGAUUUGAAUGGCGAGCGUCGCGUUACCUACUUCUUCUACGGAGCUCAACGCAUACGCAACUCCCGUUUUUCUCUCUCAUCAACUCCCGUACAGCCGCUUCUGCUCUAAAAUAAUGCCUCUUCCUCCCACGCUGCUCCACAUGUCGAAGACCCUGACGACAAGAAGAAAAAGCUCAAUGCUAGUGACUACUAUUUGCCAGAGAGUGUCUCAACGACGCCCAAGUCAAAGAAUCAAGCGUGGACCGACGAAGGUGGUCAGAAUCAUGAUAGGAAAAACCAAAGUAGUGCAAGUACUAAAGAGUCUACUAUUGGACAUGGACUUGGAGGAGUGAGCGUAGGUGGUGGUGGAGCUGAGGCCGAGCAUAGGCCCAGAAAAAGUGUUAGUGUUGGUCCAGAAGAUAGUUUCAACUACCCUGAUGAAGCAGAUCCACCACAAAAAAAGCUAGUACUAGCUGACUAUGCUUCUUCAUCCUCAGCUUCAUCUUCGAAGGGUUGUAAGACUAAGCAGAGGCCAAAGACCUCUAGGAAAGCCCGACCGGCUGAGGACCAAGUGGCUCGAGCGGGCCGUUUAGCAGAGAGGGUGGAGUCCAUGUCAGCAGCGUCUAGACCUACAACUGCACCAGCAAGUCGACGGACAGGAGUUGCUGAUUAUGUUUGUGUUUGUGAGAAUUAGGCUCUCUUUUCGCCUUAAUUCAUUUACAAGUCCCAACUCAUAAUAAUUUCUGUGGUUUGUGUUUGUGAUCAGGAUGAUGAAAAUCAAAAUUCAAACUGACUAGAGAAGUGAAUAGACCAUGAGCAUGACCAUGAACCAUGAAUGUUGAGAGAGCAAUACAUAGGAAUACUUGCCUAUUAGCCUAUUUGAUUAAUAUUACAGUGCCACGUCUAAUUCUCUGCAGAAGAUACAGCAGGAGGUGCCGGUGGAGAUCUUCCGAGACAACAACGUACCAGUAGAGAUAGACCGGACUGGAGAGACAAGAAGCAGCUUCCUGGUUCCGGC